CCUGAAGCCAGAAAAAGGAAAGGCGCCGCCAAGGCUGGUCGCUCUCAGCUGGAAGUCAUCACAUCCUCAGUCAGGAGCGCCCACACCCCGCAGGUCCCGCCCCUCCCAGCAAAGCUGCUGGCGUCGCCCUGUCUGGACCUGGAGCCGCUGGGAGGAUCUUCCUCCCAGGAGAGGCCGAGGACCCCAGGAUGCCGGAGAACCAGUGGGAGGUCCCUCUGGCCUGCAUGCCAGAACUCCGUCACCGCUCUGCGCUUCCUCCAAGAGACAGUGGAGGGGUUGGAUCAAUCCCCUGCUCUGGACACCCAGGUCCUGGGGCCUUGCUGGGAGCUGAUGGCUCUGGGGACUCAGGGCUCCCUGCCGCUGGACAGGGGUUCCAAGGACACACAGACCCGGAUCAGCCAGAAGGGCCACCGCCUGCAGCCCUCGGGUACUCCCCCUGCCCCACCCCAGAGAAGGCCCCGGAAGCAGCUGAACCCCUGCCGGGGCACCGAGAAAGUGGACCCCGGGUUCGAGGGGGUAACUCUGAGGUUUCAGAUAAAGCCGGACGCCAGCCUGCUGAUCAUCCCCUCCUACAGCCUUCCCUGCAGUAGCCGCUCUCAGGAACCCCCUGCAGAAACUGUUGAGGGCCCCGCAGCCCACCCAGGAGACACGGAGGCCCUGGGCCUCUCCAAUGCCAAGCGGAGAGAAGCUCUCUGCAGGGACACACCUUCAACACAGGUCUGCAAGCUCUUGGCUGUCCUUACCCACUUAUUCAUCAUUUACUGA
Cebus imitator (Panamanian white-faced capuchin) is the source of this 765-nucleotide messenger RNA. It is a transcript of the gene ZGLP1, whose product is annotated as zinc finger GATA like protein 1. Gene Ontology annotation, cellular component: nucleus. Gene Ontology annotation, biological process: oocyte development; spermatogenesis; regulation of transcription by RNA polymerase II. The annotation marks the transcript as partial. The record is from RefSeq and is a predicted model, not a curated record. The transcript is spliced from 5 exons. NCBI's taxonomy places the organism in Eukaryota, Metazoa, Chordata, Mammalia, Primates, Cebidae.